UAAAACACUUUUUCAAACCGUAAAAAACAAUGGACCAACUGAGACAGAUUCUCGGUUCGUCUUUCUUGCAGAACCACCACCACCUCUCCGCCCUGGUGGUUUGCCUUUUUUUGCCCCUUCUUCUGUGUGUUGUUUACAUCAUGAAACCGAGAGAAAAGCUCAAUCUCCCUCCUUCUCCUCCGAAGCUUCCUAUAAUUGGAAACCUCCACCAGUUUGGCACCUUGCCUCACCGCUCUCUGGCUGCCUUAUCCCAAAAGUAUGGGGGACUCAUGCUUCUGCAGCUGGGGAGCUUCAAAACUCUGUUUGUGUCGUCAGCAGAAGCCGUGGAAGAGAUAAUGAAGAAACACGAUGUUGUCUUCUCCAAUAGACCUUACCUGAAGGGACAGAGCGACUUCAUGUACGGAGGGCAUGAUGUCGUUUUUUCACCCUACGGUGAUUACUGGAGACAGGCCAAGAAGAUCUGUGUCAUGCAACUUCUUAGCCAGAAGAUGGUCAGAGAGUUACACCCAGUACGAGCACAAGUGGUCAAGGAGAUGCUCAAAAAGAUCGAGAGGUGCCGUGUUCGGGGAUCUCCGGUUGAUUUCAACGAAUUGUUCUAUGUGACGGCGAAUGAAAUGAUAUGGAGAUCGGCAACAGGGGGUGGUGGAGAGUUCAGUGAGCCCUACAUGAAGAUCGUGAGAGAAGCUCAGAGGCUUGCAGGCCUCAUGAGCUUUACGAGUAUGUUUUCCUACCUGCAGUGGAUUGACAAUCUCACUGGAUUCAAAGCCUCGAUGAAAAGGGUUUGUGAGAAUUUGGACCAGCUUAUGAAUCGAUUGAUCGAGCAUGGAAGAAGGAACAAUGGUGGUAACAAGGGUUUUGUGAGCAUUCUUCUUCAUCUUCAGAGGGAAGGGAAGCUUGACAUCGCACUUGGCGAGAAGGACGUCAAAGGAAUUCUACAGAGCUUAUUCACGGGAGCAACAGACACGGUCCCAUCGACGUUGGAGUGGAUAAUGGCGGAGAUAGUUCAGAAGCCAAAAGUGACGCGCAAAGUACAAGAAGAGAUCACAAGUGUAGUGGGAGACAGAGAAGAGAUCAGAGAAUCAGACAUAGAACAGCUUCAUUAUCUGAAACUGGUUGUGAAAGAAGCGCUGAGAAUACACGCCUUCGGCCUGUUUCCCCGGGAGACAUCGGAAGCCGUGAGAUUGUGCGGCUACGACGUGCCUUCCAAAACGAGGGUUAUGAUUAACAACUGGGCGGUUCAACACGAUCCCACGAUCUGGGAGAACCCACUUCAGUUUCUUCCAGAGAGAUUCGAAGAGCCCCUUCACAACUCCUCCAAGUACAUCCCCUUCGGGUUUGGUCGGAAGACCUGUCCUGGUGCUGCCUACGCUGUUUCCUUUGCCGAGAAUGUUAUCGCUAAUCUUCUCCAUCGCUACGACUGGACUUUGCCCGGUGGUCUUGAUCCCUCCAACCUCGACUUGUCCGAGAAAUUCGCCGUCGCCAUUUACAAGAAGGACCCUCUUAAACUCGUCCCUGUUCUACGCCAUCCUCCCCCAUGCUCUGGAACUAUUCCGUGAACACAUACAUGUCAAUGCAAUAUAUGUCUUUUAACGAGAGCUUGCAAGUUUAAGAAUUUUUAUAAAAUAUUUUUGCAAAUUCAGAGUUUUUUAA
This is a messenger RNA of Tarenaya hassleriana, 1650 nucleotides long. Its product is annotated as cytochrome P450 71A1-like. Gene Ontology annotation, molecular function: heme binding; monooxygenase activity; oxidoreductase activity, acting on paired donors, with incorporation or reduction of molecular oxygen. Lineage: Eukaryota; Viridiplantae; Streptophyta; Magnoliopsida; Brassicales; Cleomaceae. The record is from RefSeq and is a predicted model, not a curated record. The transcript has 3 exons. The coding region runs from base 30 to 1556 and encodes 508 amino acids.